Molecule: messenger RNA, 784 nt
Organism: Salvia miltiorrhiza (redroot sage)
Lineage: Eukaryota; Viridiplantae; Streptophyta; Magnoliopsida; Lamiales; Lamiaceae
Product: enhancer of rudimentary homolog
Exons: 4
Coding region: 174-482 (102 amino acids)
Source: RefSeq, a predicted model, not a curated record
UCUUUUUUCCAUACCCAAAAAACUAACAAACGUAAAAAAUACGAUCAAAGUGUCUGCAUCAUCAAAGAAGACUUCACUCACUCUUCCAUUCUCAUUUCUCACACACAACACACACUGACAUCGGACUUCGGAAAUUCUCUCUCUUCCUGCGCGUAUCUUCUCGCUCCUCCGAAAUGUCUAAUAGGCAUACUAUUAUUCUGAUGCAAACAUCCCAAUACAGAGCAACCCGCACGUUCAUGGACUAUGACUCAAUCAGCCAAGCAAUGGAUGGAAUAUGUGGGCUAUAUGAACGAAAACUGAAAGAGCUAAAUCCAGCCAUAAGAAACAUCACAUAUGAUAUCUCAGAUCUGUACAAUUUCAUUGACGGCCUUGCUGAUUUGAGUGCAUUAGUCUACGACCACUCAAUUCAGGCUUACCUUCCAUACGAUCGACAAUGGAUCAAGCAGAAAACGUUGCAGCACUUGAAGAAAUUGGCUCAGUGAUCUUCAAGGAUGCCGGAAAAUCGGUACUUGGAUGACUGUAAUGACAACUUAAGUAUGACAUGUUUGGGUUCAGCUGGACCAUCCACCAUUCUAGAAUUCUCUGUUUCGAACUUGUGUGUAUCUCAUCUCAUGUUUCCUUAUUUUGUGGAAAUACAGUGAUGCUUAUAGCGUGUUUCUCUCUCUAGAGUUAUGUAUGGUAUUGUUGCUAGACAAGUAAGUGCAUCUUGCUUUCAAAAAGUUGCUCUUAUAGCAUCUGUAACCUGCCCAAAUAUUUAUUGGUAUAUAAUGCUUAUGUUUGCCUA